Chelmon rostratus (copperband butterflyfish) is the source of this 936-nucleotide messenger RNA. RefSeq names its product transmembrane protein 187 (gene tmem187). Bases 107 to 892 code for a protein of 261 amino acids. Gene Ontology annotation, cellular component: transport vesicle. NCBI's taxonomy places the organism in Eukaryota, Metazoa, Chordata, Actinopteri, Chaetodontiformes, Chaetodontidae. The record is from RefSeq and is a predicted model, not a curated record. The transcript has a single exon.
UCCGACUUCUGACCCCAGUCUGUCGGGAAGGUUGGGCUACAGAAAAUAGAGAGCUUCAGUCUUUCUACAAAUAUCUUUUUUAAUAUAUGCUUUCCAAAAGCCAGAAAUGAAGUCGGCUCUGCUUCACGUAUCGGUCCCUUUUGUACUCUGUGUCGCCUUAGUGAACACUAGCCUGUUCGACGAAGUUCAGGUGGACUUGUCUUAUGACCACUAUGCAGAGAAAAGGGUUGAUUAUUUGCCCGGUUUCCUGGCGAUGCCUUUUAACUGUCUGGUUAACCUGGCUUAUAUCUACAUGGGACUGUACUGGCUGUUGUGGCGUAGAGGCGAUAAAGAAACGCAACAGGCUCGGUACAUGAGAGAAGUGUUCGCAGUCAUGGCUGUCUAUUACGCACCUGUGCAGUGGACGCGCUUGGCGGUGCUACGGCGCGGUCCCGCCGUGCUAGAUCAGUGGUUCACCUUACCGAUCUUCGCGUGGGUUCCGGUGUGGAUCAGCUUCAUAGAGUCCAGGCCGACGAAGUGGUCCGCGUCACGCGCGGCAGCGCUCGAACUGUUCUCUGUCCUCACCUACGGCUUGGCGCUGGCGCACGAGCGGGGCUUUGAGGGGGCGCUGGGUUGUCACGUCGCCCUCGCGGUGUACAAGGGAGUUCGCAUGCAGUGGGGGCACGGGGACCUACGCACGCUGAGAUAUCUGCUGCUGGCGGUGAUGUCGUGUACAGGGUUCGUGAUGCUAAAGCUGCUGGACCAUUGGCUCGCUCGGCACUGGCUCUUUCAGCGGCUUACGGGACACUUCUGGUCCAAAGUGUGCGACGUGCUACAGUUCCACUUCAGCUUCUGUUUCCUGACCACCCUGACACAGAGGGUAGGCCUACAGGGAAAGACAGCAGCACCGUAGGAGGUAGAAACAAUCAGAGAUGAGGAGCUGAUGAUGUCAUAACA